UUAUCAGCCGAUCUUAUUUGGUGUGUCCUCCCCUUUAAGAUCCGUUGUCGCUAUCUAGGCGCCGAUUGCGGCGCGGAAACUAAACUAUUGUACUAGAGCUGACAGUUACCUUUCUGAAUAUAACUGAGAAAAACAACAACAACCUGUCUGGUUUACUAAAACCAUAGCUCUCAAUCCUUCGUGCAUCGGCAGAUAUUAACAAGACCUUAAGAAACUAGAGUUUUCAUGACUUAUUAAUCAAGUAAUAUGUAUAUACACAUGUAAACACAAGCCGAGUAGUUAAGAGUUACCGAAGAAAGCACUUUACUGUUUGACAACUGCUUAGUCGAUAAAAAAAAAAAAAAAAAACAUCCAAAUUGUAGUACGUUUUAAACCAUUUCUAAGAAAAUGAGUUCCGCAUUGGAGGAUCCUACUUUAGAAAGGCAUUUUAAGGGCCACCGAGACACCAUUACCAGUGUUGACUUGAACCCCAACAUGAAACAGAUUGCCACUGGCUCUAUGGAUUCCUGCCUGAUGGUGUGGAAUAUGAAAGCUCAGAUGAGAGCCUACAGGUUCGUGGGUCACAAAGACGCAGUGAUGUCGGUGCAGUUCUCUCCCUCAGGACACCUUGUAGCAUCGGCAUCCAGGGACAAAACGGUCCGCCUCUGGGUACCCAGCGUCAAAGGAGAGUCCACGGUAUUUAAAGCUCACACAGGAACAGUACGAAGUGUCAAUUUCUCCAGUGAUGGGCAAUCUUUAGUCACAGCAUCAGAUGAUAAAACUGUCAAAGUAUGGGCAGUACACCGGCAAAAGUUUCUCUUCUCACUCAAUCAACACAUUAAUUGGGUUCGCUGUGCCAAGUUUUCUCCUGACGGGCGACUGAUCGUCUCAGCAGGUGAUGACAAGACCAUUAAAAUCUGGGAUAAAACUAGCCGCGAUUGUAUUCACUCGUUUUAUGAGCAUGGAGGCUAUGUCAGUUAUGUAGAUUUCCACCCUAGCGGUACGUGCAUAGCUGCUGCCGGUUCAGAUAACACAGUGAAAGUGUGGGAUAUUCGAAUGAACAAGCUGCUGCAACAUUACCAAGUGCACACUGCUGUGGUAAAUGGGCUGUCGUUCCAUCCGUCUGGAAACUAUCUCAUCACAGCGUCGAAUGACUCCACACUGAAAAUCUUGGAUUUGUUGGAGGGAAGGUUACUGUACACACUCCAUGGCCAUCAGGGUCCAGCUACCUGUGUGGCCUUCUCCAGGGCUGGGGAUUACUUUGCUUCGGGUGGUUCCGAUGAACAGGUGAUGGUGUGGAAAACUAACUUUGACGCUGCAGAUUAUGAAGAAGUGCUGAGAUCCCAACAAAGAGCCACCAGUGUGAACGGUGCGGUCCAGUCAGGGGAAAGACAGUCAAAGUCAUCGCAGCGGGCCUCUUCAAGGUCACGUGGAGUGGAGUCCUCAGAAGGAGUUGACUUCUCAUACAUUCCUCUUUCCCAUGUUGAGAAAAGGAGUCUGAGCCAGACCUGUCCCUCACAGGGUCCCAAAGAUACCCCUGUCUCAUCUCCAACCUCCCGACAGCAGCAGCCUCUGGACAAUGGGGUUCCAGCAGCCCUGGCUAGCACCCUGGAACAUAUAGUGUGCCAGCUGGAUGUCCUUACCCAGACAGUGGCUAUACUUGAACAGAGACUGACUUUGACUGAAGACAAGCUCAGAGAGUGCAUUGACAGCCAGCAGAUGAUCACACUACAGCUUCGUACUAGUAAAUAAACAUCCAGGAUCCUGAGUAUAUCAUUUACUUUACUGAAAGACAGGUCUGAUUUUUUUUUUUUUUACGUGUCUUGAUUUAAAGUUAUUUGUACAAUUUUAAAUAUCCCUUUAGAGACUUCUUAUAAAAACCAAUCAUUAGACAUUAACAGUUGUUUUAGGUGAAUAAUGGAAUAGAUUUAUUCCUGAGCUCAUUUAAAGAUAAUUACAACUAUCUUUCCAUAAAUUAGAAUUAAUUGUUGUUACUUGGCCACAUCAAAGCAUGAUGGAAUUUUACAAAAGAAAGUAUAAAUAGCGCUAUGCCUUAAUCCAGUUUAGUAUGUGUGAGCCCAGUAGAGAUCUAGCAGGUGAAUGUUUGUUUUCUGUUCCUUAAUUGAAGUGCUGUGUUCGACAUUGUGUCGUAUUAAACUAAACUGUAAAUAUUCUGUAUUUUUGUACAAAACUGUGUUUUGAGAUUUUUUUUUCUUUUAACAUGUUACCAUUUGUACAAUUUUGUAGCUUACAAAAAUUAAU
This is a messenger RNA of Polyodon spathula (Mississippi paddlefish), 2241 nucleotides long. Its product is annotated as POC1 centriolar protein homolog A-like. NCBI's taxonomy places the organism in Eukaryota, Metazoa, Chordata, Actinopteri, Acipenseriformes, Polyodontidae. Gene Ontology annotation, cellular component: ciliary basal body; centriole. Gene Ontology annotation, biological process: cilium assembly. Bases 388 to 1731 code for a protein of 447 amino acids. Gene Ontology annotation, molecular function: protein binding. The record is from RefSeq and is a predicted model, not a curated record. The transcript is spliced from 11 exons.